CAAUAUUAGAUGACAUUUUUACUUUUUACUUUUUGAAUGUGUCAAAUGAGAUUAUACGAUAGAUAAAUGUGAAAAUGAGUAAUAGUGAGAAAGAGGUUUCUUAAUUUACAACAAUUUUUAUCAUAAAUUGAAGUACAAUGAAAUUCAUUUCAAAAAGUGGUAAAUUUAACAGAAAAUAAAUAGUAAGCUGUAUAGCAGCAGUAACAACACUGAAGAGAAACAUGAUAACAUUUGAUGUAUCUGACAUGAUGAACGCUGCCCCCCCUGAUACUCAUUCAGAAGAUGCAACUGGAAUGGAGGAGACUCCAUCAUCAAUGGUGUCGAGCGAGGCGGAGUCGGAAGGCAGUGUGAUAUCGGAACAAAGAGCCCAUGACAGUGAAGCUCCGAUGCCCUUCAGCACCGACGCCAGUAUCUCAGAUGCUCACGGCUCGCUGGACAGGUCCGCACCAACACUCACUGCCAAUGACUGGAGAAACGUCGGCAACUCGCUGGCAUCAAUUAUAUCUACCAGAGGCUCAAUGCUACCAUGGGGUCCACACAAAGGCCCCAUAAUACCACCUACCGAUAUGGACCUACGUCCAGGAGAGUAUGUCAUGAGGCUAUUAUUUACUGAAUUCACAGUUCAAGCUGAGAGGAAAAUGGAAGCAGUGAUGGCUGAACCACUGGAAAAGCCUUUGAACAAAACUCUUCAGCGUGGUGAAGAUCCUCAACUCGAUCAGAUUCUAUCAGCAUUUGGCACUGUCGCUGAGCACUGCCUACCUUCUUUACUUCGGGCCCUGUUUGGCUGGCUUGAACGUCAAAUGGCUGAUUCACCACAGCUCAGUGAACAAGCAAAAAAGCCAGCACAUGAUUCACGUAACAAAAGCAGCAUAAUCUACAUAGUAGCGGGCAGUGGGGCUGGCACGGAGACGACUGAACGUAGCCCCGAGGAGUUGCAAGCCGAGAGACGAGAUCUGGCUGUGGAGUUCCUCUUCUGUCUCGCGCUGAUAGAAGUGCUACGUCAGCUGCCCUUCCAUCCGGGACACGAAGAUCUAGUGCAUUACAUUGAAACGCUGGCUUUCAAACGAUUCAAUUAUAAAGAAGGGCUCCAAUCGAACCCUAACGCGGCGAACGUGCAUAUAAUUGCUGACCUAUACGCAGAAGUAAUCGGCGUCCUGGCGCAAUCACGCUUCUCCUCCGUGCGCAAGCGCUUCACAGCAGAACUCAAGGAUCUCAAGUCUCGAGAACCAUCACCGCAUUCGACACAAAGCAUAAUAUCAUUAUUGAUGGGCAUGAAGUUCUUCCGAGUGAAGAUGGUGCCCAUCGAAGAAUUCGAGGCAUCAUUUCAAUUUCUUCAAGAAUGUGCCCAAUAUUUCCUUGAGGUGAAAGAUAAAGAUAUAAGACAUGCGCUCGCUGGACUCUUCGUUGAGAUCUUAGUACCAGUGGCUGCGACGGUAAAAAACGAAGUGAACGUCCCAUGCCUCAAGAACUUUGUCGAGAUGUUAUACAGUCACACUCUAGACGCGAGCACCAAGUCUAAGCAUCGUUUGGCAUUAUUCCCUCUCGUCACCUGUCUACUCUGCGUCUCUCAGAAGCAGUUCUUCUUAGCAAACUGGCAUUGCUUCCUUGCCAUGUGUCUCUCACAUCUCAAGAAUAGGGAUCCGAAGAUGUGCAGAGUGGCACUAGAAGCACUAUAUCGCCUGCUAUGGGUCUACAUGAUAAGAAUCAAGUGUGAGAGCAACUCGGCCACCCAUUCCCGAUUGCAGAGUAUUGUCAACUCUCUGUUCCCGAAGGGAUCCAAAGGUGUUGUCCCUCGGGAUACUCCCUUGAAUAUAUUUGUCAAGAUAAUUCAGUUCAUAGCUCAGGAAAGAUUAGAUUUUGCUAUGAGAGAAAUAGUUUUUGAUCUACUUAUGGUGGGAAGACCGAUAAAGAUAAUUAUGACACCUGAAAGAAUGUCUAUUGGUCUUCGAGCGUUUUUAGUUGUCGCUGAUAGUCUUCAACAGAAAGAAGGCGAACCGCCAAUGCCACGGACUUCGGGUACUUUACCAUCUGGGAACACUUUGAGAGUUAAGAAAACUUUUCUUAAUAAAAUGUUGACCGAUGAAACAGCAAGGUCUAUUGGUAUGAGUGCUUACUUUCCGUACGUCCGACGUGUGCUUGUGGAGAUAUUGAGAGCAUUGGAUGCUCACUACGGUAGGCCAUUGAUGUUGACAAAUACACAGAAUGUUACCAAAGAACAAGAGAUAAAUACGGGCGAGAGGAAGCCUAGGAUUGAUUUGUUCAGGACCUGCGUUGCUGCAAUCCCACGGCUUAUCCCCGAGGGUAUGAGUUCAAGUGAGCUGGUGGACCUGCUGUGCCGGCUGACGGUGCACAUGGACGAGGAACUCCGCGGCCUGUCCUUCCAGAGCCUCCAGACCCUCAUCGUCGACUUCCCGGAGUGGCGGCAGGACGUGCUCACAGGCUUCACGCAGUUCCUCGCCAAAGAUGUACAGGAUACAACACCGCAAUUGGUCGAGAACGGUCUUCGAAUGCUGCUCCAGUUGAUAACAAGCUGGAAGAACGGGGAGCCAGUGGCGACUGUGCCCGCGACACCUAUGAAGCACGAACCACUGGUCUCUGUGCUCAGAGGCGCGGAGGCUCUGGGCCUGGUCAUGCUGUGUCAGUGCAAGUCAUAUCCAAGGAGAUUGGCUGUACACAUACUGAGAGAAAUCAAGUAUCUACUAGAAAAACUUCAACUAACACGUGAGGAGCCGGCUUUAAUCGACGCGGCCGACGCGCACGUGCCGUACUUUGCUGAGAAAUGUCUGCCGCUGCUGCCCCCUGCUGAGAAGCAAGCUAUACUAGCUGCAGGACAGCCGGACCUCGUGUGGAUAGCAGAGCGUAGCCACGCCGUAUGGACUGCCGGAAUACAACAUGAUGAAACAUCGACUAAGAACAGCUGGAGUGCUAGUGCUACUAACGGAGCUGAUCCCUGGGAGGUAAUUUUGUACGGGCUAUUGGAGCGUAGUCGUGUACCUGCUCGCUGUCCAGCCACUAUACUGCAGGCUUGGCCAAUUCUACAUGCUAGAAUACACGCGCUCUACACCAUUAUAGAACCAGCGCCAGUAAGUGACAAUCGCGCUUCGUUGCUCUCUCGCAGUCCCGCUUUACCCAGAAAACCUGAGAAGGAAAGAGAUGGAUAUAUGCAGGUGUGGAAGUAUUACAUGACAAUGGCGUACUUAGUUGUACCUGCCGUGCCCAGUCCUAUCAUCCGUUGCGCUAGUCCCGAUUUAAGUCUAAGCCACGCGGAGCCAGAGGGGUGGGUCGGGCCGGCCGCGCUGACCGGCUCCAGCGAGAGCCUCAACGCCCCCGGCGGCUUCUUCACGCUGCCCCUCAGCUAUGCCCGAGCGCACAGGCAUCACAAGCGGACGAGUUCGUCGCCGGACUCGCUGAGCGAGCGGAGCGGCGGAGAGGCACGGGGCGCGCACGCCGCGCCCGCCUCGCUCCACAAGCUAGCCGCGCCGCUGGUGCGCUGCGAGGUGUCUGAAGUGCGCGACGCCGCCGUUUCUGCCUGCGGACAUAUCAAUCCUGAUGCACUCAAGGACUUGUUCGAAGAGCUUCUGCCCAUUUUGCGUGAAGCUGUUGAUCGCAAACAAGAGAAUAUGCGGCGGCGACGUCGCAGAGACGCACUUCGUCUGCAUCUCAACAAAAUGUUACUCAUUAUCGCGAGGCGGAAUACAUUUUCGAGCAGUACAUUUGCAUUGGAGAGCGGUGGGCUGCACUCCUCUAUAACCGAGUACCUGGACGGCGUGCGACAAUGCCUCGAGGCGGAGACGGACAAGGAUGCGGCCGCGGCGCGCGAACAGCGACUUACUUUUGCCGACUUUGUCACUGAACUUGUCAAGAGUUUUCCUAUUGAGAUGUACGGUACUCUGAUGAAGAAAGAAUUGUGCCGCGGCCUGUUCUCAUUGUUCGCGAGCUGCUGCGGGCCGUUGGCGAAGCACCUUGGCUCUCUGGUGACGCAGCCACCCACUCCUCAGCCCCAACCACAACAGGCUCACGACACCGACGAUAGGCUUAACCUAUCCGCACUCACGGCAAUGAGCGCGCUCGUGUGCUGCGGGCCGUGCUUCGCCCCGACUGCGCUCGCUGAAGACGGCGCCCUCUAUCCCUGGCUCAGUGAAAUGCUCUCUUCUACUAACGAUAAGAUAUACGAAUUGGCUCGCGAGACAAUCGUAUUGCUUUUGGAACGCAACCCCGACAUAGGACCGCUAUUAGACUGGACAGUGGACAAAUGUUUUACCGGCCCACCACGAGUUGCUGACGGAUGCUUCAUGGCAUUGGCUACUAUAUUUAGCGCUAGGGAAUAUCCUUGCGACCACUACACGGCCAUCAUCAAUGUGACGUUGAUGUGCACCGGUUGUCCGCGCGCACCUGUGCACGAGAGCGCCUUGCAGCUGCUGCAGCUCCUUGACAAGCGGUUCUUUGGUAGCGUGAGCCCCAUAGCGACGGACGACGACGGAUCUGAGAAGGGGAAGGGUACUCUUGACGUGCUCCUCUGCACCACGUACUGUCGCUCCCAGCUGUACCUGUCCCGGCAGCUGUCCCAACUGCACCCGGAACUCACCAUGCCCAUGUUCUCAGAAAUAACAGCUCGCUUCCAAACCGCAAGAACUGAGGUCCGUCAGUUGCUGCUGCAGUACCUGCUGCCUUGGCUUGUGAACAUCGAGCUGCUGGACCCUAAUGUCCCUCCUGCGAAUCCACUCUCAUACAUACAGUACUACGCGUCGGAGGGAGGUCGCAGCGUGCGGCGAGAGGGCCUCGGCUCUGUGGAAGCUACUGAAAUGGUCCUCAAUAAUUUAUUCUACAUCACUGCAAAGUUCUCGGACAACCACCCAAAGGAGAUCGAAGAGCUAUGGUCGACGCUGUGCGCUUGCUGGCCAAACAACCUAAAGGUUAUUAUUCGGUACCUCAUCAUUGUGUCUGGGAUGGCGCCCAACGAACUCUUACCAUAUGCGAAGCGCGUAGUGUUGUAUCUGGCGCGGUCACGGCCUGAGAGACUUCUGGACGAGAUGAUGACGGAGCUGCAGACUGUUGAGACCCUCAACUGCCUCAUCGAGCGCACUGAGACACCGCCCUUCUACAGGCUCACAUCGAUGCGCAAGGCCACGUCUGGGCACAGCGACGGCCCCGGCACUGGAUCACAAGAUGCCGCAGGUCGAACUGGUGAAUUGGCUCCAAUAGAAAAAGGCACGAUUCAUACGAAGAGGCACAGCGGCGAAGACCCGGCUAAAUCUUGCGUGGGUAAAGCUUGCGAGACACCGGGGGCGAGGGGGCAGGACAAGCGUUCGUCGGGGCCACCGUGCACGCCCCCCGUGGACGACGAGCCCCCAGCGCCCUCUGACGGCGACGCCACACCGACCGGCUUGGGUCCGGAGCUGCACGCUACUCCGACCGGCAGCGCGCCGGCGACGCCACAGGAGGCCAGGGUGGACGCCCCUCAGCCCCGGCCCUUGCCCAUGCCUGAGUACGGCGGUUACUUCGCACUCCUCACCGAGUACUUACCUGACAGCAACCAACCUAUCUCAGGAUUCCACAGAUGCAAUGUUGCGGUGAUGUUGCUAUGCGACGUGGUACUGGACGGCGUCGAGAUUGAUUGGUCGAUACAUGUACCACUUAUGCUGCACAUUGUAUUCCUCGGAAUGGACCAUACAAGAUGGAUAGUACACCAGCACUGCCGGCAACUGCUACUCAACCUGCUGGUGGCUGUGGCGGCGCACCACGACCAUCUGACGGUCGCGCGCACGCUGCUCGCCAGCCGCAGCGCGCACCUCGGCCUUACGGUUACCGCUCCCCCACUGCCCCUACUACAGCAUAACUUUACUGAGCCGGACGCUACAUUCGAUAAGACGACUCAAUGCGCGCACUCUCCGCGCGCGACCGCACGCUCGCUCAGUACUGAUCCUCAGGUCACGCCUGAAGGUGAGACGGACAAGUAUCCGUCUCUGCCGGUGAUUAUAACUGGUGAGGGUGAGGCGGGCGAGGCGGAGGGUGAGGGUGGCCUGGAGGCGGGAGACGCGGGGGAGGCAGAGCUGCCCGUUGCUGACGUCAUCAAGUCCCUCGUGCACUUCCUAGCAAACAGACCCACGCAUAUGCCCCUUUGGCAAUAUGAAGAUAUUACAGCUAAAGUGUGGAGCCUGCGUAGCUGCCAGCAGAUGGCGACGCUGGCGCGUCACGCGCUGCGCGUCUUCCGCGAGUCGUUGCCGCACGCUCUAGUUUCGGAGCGGUGGGCGCAGACCGCACUGCAGCUCGGCCUCUCCUGCCCCUCGAGGCACUACGCCGGACGAUCGCUGCAGGUGUUCCGUUUCAUCGGUGUAGCGAUGACAGGGCGCAUGGUGACAGACAUCCUGUCUCGUCUCGUGGAGACAGUCGCGGAACAGGGCGAGGACAUGCAGGGAUAUGUCACGGAGCUGCUUCUGACCCUGGAAGCGGCGGUCGACUCCCUUGAGUCUAACUUCCGACCGCUCGAUUAUAUGCGUGACAUCUUCAAAUCUACACCCAAUCUGAACAACAAAGAUGGCGGACAACAACCCAACGGAACACCGUUUACCGCAGGCAAGCGGUCGCCGGGCGUGUGCGUGGGGUGCGCGAGCAACCAUACACGCAGUACGAGCUACUCCGUGUCCGCGCCAUACUGCGUGCGUAAACCCAACGCUACGGCAAGCAGCGCGGACAAACAGUCGCACGACCGCAGUCGACCGUGCAGCGACUCAUCUAAAGGAUGUUCUAAUUUGUGCCGCUCGCGAUCCGCCCAGUCUCUCAAGUUGCUUGGCGACAGUGCAACACAGGACGACAAGCUGACGAUCCUGGCGACGUUGUUCUGGGUGGGCGCGUCACUGCUGGAGUCUGACUACGAACAUGAGUUCCUGCUGGGCGUGCGGCUGUUGGCGCGCGUCAUGGCUCGCCUGCCACUCGACAGGCCCGACGCACGAGACCGCCUCGACCGCACCCAGGCGCAUGCAGCGCCCGCACUCCAUGCACUCCUGCUCAAGGGUUGCACUCAUCCCAAUACAUACGAGCCGGUAGUGGGCGUGCUAGCGGACAUGAUCCCACUGCUGGAGCUUCCCGUGAUCGAUCCCACACAGUCCAUGGCAUUCCCCAUGACUGUAGUUGCAUUGCUGCCAUACAUGUUGCUACACUAUGAGGACGCAACAGAACUCUGCGUCAGGGCGGCUUGUCAUAUCGCACAGUUCACAGCUGAGAAGAGCAAGAAACUAGAGAAUUUGGGCACAGUGAUGACGCUGUACUCUCGCCGAACCUUCAGCAAGGAGAGCUUCCAAUGGACCAAAUGCGUUGUCAAAUAUCUCUGGGACACCUACUCUCAUCUCUCACUGCAGAUGCUCGCCUUCCUCGUUGAAGUGCUCGAAAAGGGUGCAGCGAGCCUGCAGCCUGCUGUGCUGUCCAUUCUGCACUGCAUGCUGCACUACGUGGAAUUGAACGCGCCCGCCGCACAACCAGUCAACGCUGACCUCCUGCGUGCAGUAUCCAAGUUCAUCGGUCAAGACAAUAACAAUUACAAGGAGGCGAUGAAGAUUCUCAAGUUGGUAGUAACACGGUGUUCAACGUUGGUCGUUCCCCCGCACUGGGACAGCCACGCGUCGUCUAUACUCGACACUGAACUGCACGGCAAGAAGGAGUUGCCAGGCCGUACUAUGGACUUCACGUUCGACCUGUCUCAGACGCCGGUCAUCGGUCGCAAGUACCUGCCGAAGAGCGGCAGUCAGCCUCCGACAGGACCUAGUUCCUUGUCCAACGCGUCCUCAACAACGCCUGAUAAAGGUUCGUCAACAUCGGGCUCCGCGUCAACAGUGGUGGGUCCGGAGAGCGGCGGGCGGUGCGCGGGCGCAGGUAGUAGUGCGGGGGCGGGGCCACACAGCGCUGCCUCUCCCCGCCGCUCCCUCUCACUCUCUCCCGCUGAUGCCCUCGCCUCGGGAUGGAAACGCCCCUGGAUGUCACAAAGCCGCGUGCGCGAAUGUCUUGUGAACCUCUUGACCACGUGUGGUCAAAGAGUGGGCCUGCCCAAGAGCCCAUCUGUGAUAUUCAGCCAAAGCUCGGAACUGCUGGAGCGAGAGUCGUCGAUGACGUCAUCGCUGGAGGAGGUCUCCGGCACGCCCGGCAACGAGCCAUCAGGCGGCGCCCCGCCCACCGACCACUUCGGUGUCUUUAAGGACUUUGAUUUUCUCGAAUAUGAAAGCGAAAGCAUAGAGGGUGAGAGUUCCGACAACUUCAACUGGGGCGUGCGGCGACGGCUGCCAAGCGAGGAGCGGCCGGCUGCGGGCUCGGGGGCGGGGACCAGCGCGAUGGACCGCAGCCCCCCGCCGCAGCGCGCAAGGCAUCACCACCAUAGGCUGUUAGGGCAUGAGGACUCGUCCGACGAGGAGGGCGUGUGGGAAGAAGGCGGAGCACGUGGGGAUGCGGACGCUAGCGGCGCCGGGGGCGCGGGCGGGGCGCACGAGCUCACGCUGCGCACACGCGCACACUCCUUCUCCAGCGCCUCCAGUGGUGAGCCUGAUGGAGAGCGCGGCGAUGUGACCCCAGUGCCGAGCGGCGGGGGCGGGGCUAGCGGUGUCGUGGCCGCGAACAUCGCGGGCGUGGCUACCAGCGCCGCGUUGCGCGAUGCUUGGCGCUGCUCGGUGGCCGCUCUGCUGCGGCACGCUGCACACCUGCCGCCGGUCGCUCUCGUUCAUCGGCUGCACACCGUACUCAAGGAGGUGACAUGCAAGACGGUGUCGGUGUGCGGGGAGAGCGCGCUGGGCGGCGCGGGUGCUGGCGAGCUGGCGGCGGUGGUGGCGCGGCUGGCGGGGGAGGAACCGCCGCUGCUUUGGGCAGGGCCUGCAGCCGCGGAUUGUGCGCGCGUGCGCGAUGCCGUGCGUUUUGCCGCUCUAGAGAUCAAUGAACAUCUCGAGACUUAUUUUGAUCGACGUGAACACGCACUAGAGAUGCUGGAGCUGUCCCGCAGCGGCGAGGAGACAGCACGCAGUUUGUACAAGCUCAUCUUCCAGCUGCUGCUGCUUCUCGAGACCAACAAUAAGAUGGUUGUAGCCGUUUACCACGCGGCACUCGAUAAUAGGGGUGUUGAGAUGAGCGCGGCAGUGUGUGCGGUGCGCAACGCUCUCGCUGCCAGCGCGGCGGACUCGUGGGGUGAGACGGGUGAGGCGUGCGAGGGGGUGGAGCGGGGUGAGGGCGGCGACGUCUCCGCCUCCCCCUCGCCCGCCCCCGCCCACCACGACGACGCCAAGCUCACACAACUCAUGCAGCGACAGAGGUGGGCGGCCGCGCUGGCUCUGGUGCGCGAACGUAACGCCGAGCGCAUCUUGGAGCGCGGGGAGCUCCCGGAGGAUGAUGUCACCAGCUUGCUGCACGUCUACUGUAAGGGCCUCGCACAAGCGCAUCCAGAAAUGGUGGCUAUCACUCGUCCAGUGAACGAGCUGUCGCAGAACUUGUCGUUCAUGAUGGAGAGUCUGUACAAGGUGUCGGUGGCUCUGCAGCGUCAGGACUACUGAUGCCAACGCCAGCGAGCGCCCCGCGCCCCGCGUGCCUCAGCUCAUCGCACGCCGUACUUGAAGCCACCUCCAUAAACCAUGCCCAUAUACAAAAUGGCUAUAGACAACAACAAUGUAUAUGUCAAACUUAUCUGACAUUUGUCUAACCAUAAAGUGUCUACUAGAUCUGAUAGUAGUGCGUUAUAAAUGGGGAGAAAAACUGAAAGCCCUACGUAGGUGGCGCUAGCGCCAAGAGUGGGCUGCCACCUGUCAACUUUUUAAAUGGCAUUCUAGCGAUUUUUAAAGGAAGGAAUACCUUCCUCAUUUAAUCAUUAAUAAUCUACAAACUGUCUUUAAUUUUUUUUUCAGUAAAAUAAGAGUGAAGUCUUUACUAUGACAACAGUCCACAGAGUACUUUGUUUAUAAAAUAAAGUUUUUUUUUUUACAUAUCUGUGGUAUAUUUAGUGAGCGAAAGCCAGUUUUUCUCCCCAUAAUCAUGUCCUAACCUCACGUCAAUGAUCUCGUUUCACCUUUUAUCUUGGUUUAUCCAUAUUUUGAUAUCUUUAACUUUCAUUUCCUUUUAAUAUCCUAACUGAUCUCGAUAACUGAUACAUAAUAAUUAAUAAACAAUUAUUGGAUGAUUAAGGAAAGCCCGUAAUAUUUUGUGAAACGGCAAUAACAAAAGUUACUAUUACCAAAUAUUUGUAAGCGCCAAAUUGUGCGAAACUAUUCACAACUCUAUUACUAUGGAUUUUGACUGCAAUGACACUCUUUUAUCUCUGUUUUGUCAAAGAGAAAGACAGGGAUGUCAAUAUAUCAAUGCGGUCAGAAAAAUUCUGUAUGUACUAUACUAUAAUUAAUGUUCUUAAAUCACAAUGUUAGUGAUCACAUUUUAAAAAUAAUCCUAAUGAAUAAAGGAAUUUUACUUCUGUUAUUUCGAUCAAUUAAAUAUUCUUAUAAUUGAAUUAUUAAAAUAUUUCUGU
Molecule: messenger RNA, 10483 nt
Organism: Papilio xuthus (Asian swallowtail)
Lineage: Eukaryota; Metazoa; Arthropoda; Insecta; Lepidoptera; Papilionidae
Gene: fry
Product: microtubule binding protein furry
Exons: 57
Coding region: 222-9521 (3099 amino acids)
Biological process (GO): neuron projection development; cell morphogenesis
Cellular component (GO): cell cortex; site of polarized growth
Source: RefSeq, a predicted model, not a curated record